Molecule: messenger RNA, 888 nt
Organism: Encephalitozoon romaleae SJ-2008
Lineage: Eukaryota; Fungi; Microsporidia; Unikaryonidae
Product: ribosome-associated chaperone zuotin
Exons: 1
Coding region: 1-888 (295 amino acids)
Biological process (GO): 'de novo' cotranslational protein folding; regulation of translational fidelity
Cellular component (GO): cytosol
Molecular function (GO): ribosome binding; Hsp70 protein binding
Source: RefSeq, a predicted model, not a curated record
AUGCUCAACUGGAUUAUCAGAUAUGAAAAGCCAACUGGAGAGCUUGCAAGAAUUCACGAGGAACACCUCAAAAGAAGGAAUGUUCUGAAUCUAUACACGAAGAGGGAGUUUGAGAGGUGGGGAAGGUGUAUUGACCUGUAUAUCCUACUUGAUUUGGAUAUGUACAGAACAAAACCCAUUCCUUCCUCGAUUCUUGAGCAUGUAGUGAAGGUCAAGAUGCAUGAAUACCAUCCUGAUUUAAUCAAGGGGUGCCGAGAGGCGUUUCUACUGGUCAAGAUUGCAAGGGAUGUGCUUAGAGAUCGAAAGCUCAGAUUAUUCUACGACUCAAAUUUUUUUGACGAGAGCAUUCCUGAAGACAAAAUUUAUCGCGAAGACGAGUUUUUCGAUGUGUUUGGAGAAUGCUUCCAAAGAAAUGCUAGGUUCAGCAUCAACCAGCCUGUUCCCUUGUUGGAUAGAAAUGACGAUCCUAAGAAGGCAUUGGAGUUUUAUGAGUUUUGGGGGAACUUUAAGUCCUGGAGGGCCUUUGAGCCUGUGGAAGAGCUCUACAAUAUGGGGGAAUAUGAUAGAUCGCAAUAUUCCAUAAAGAACAGGGAGAAGCUAAGCUUUCUAAAGAACCAGGAUGCUUUGAGGAUCAAGAAGCUUGUCCAGAUUGCCAAGAAAAGAGAUCCCCGAGUGGGAAAAAGCAUUGAAGAGCAGAUGAAGGAGAUGAUGAGGAUGAAUAGCUGGACACCCUUAGAGGUUUCAACACUGAGAAGAUUGAUUUCUUUGGUUGGAAAGACCAAGAAGAAUAAGUGGGAGAUGAUUACAGAGAAGCUUGCCGAGAUCACAAAGACCAAACGCAGCAUUAAGGAAGUGAUGGAGAAGGGAAUGGAAAUAGAAAAGAGGUGA